This is a messenger RNA of Petromyzon marinus (sea lamprey), 2850 nucleotides long. Its product is annotated as GDH/6PGL endoplasmic bifunctional protein-like. Gene Ontology annotation, biological process: pentose-phosphate shunt, oxidative branch; glucose metabolic process. Gene Ontology annotation, molecular function: NADP binding; glucose-6-phosphate dehydrogenase activity. Gene Ontology annotation, cellular component: endoplasmic reticulum. The record is from RefSeq and is a predicted model, not a curated record. Lineage: Eukaryota; Metazoa; Chordata; Hyperoartia; Petromyzontiformes; Petromyzontidae.
GGCCACGUGACUACGUGACCACGAGGGAGUUCGGGGGCGUUGCCAACAUGACGUCAUUGGGACCCGGACUUCCUGCUCUGGGUGACAUCCCGGGUGAAACUUGUCGCGGAUGAACAAAACCAAGAGGGAAAUAACAUCGAGGCGAGGACCGACAUCUGGAAGCAAAGGAGGAGGAGGGGGACGAGGAGGUGACAACAGAGCAGCAGCGGCAGCAUCAGGAAGAGGAGGAACAGGAGGUGGAGGAGGAGACGCCAUCGUCACCACAAUGGCGCGUUUACCGGGGGCGGCCGUGCGAUGGCUGCUCGUGACCUUCGCCCUGCGCCCCCCUGUGCUGACCCAGGGCGGUCACUACAGCGUGGUGUUGCUGGGCGCCACGGGGGACCUGGCACGCCGCCACCUGUGGCCGGCGCUCUUCAGCGUCUACGCCCAGCGGGCGAGCGUGCCGGCACCGCCACCACGAGGAGGAGGAGGGGGAGACGAUGGCGGGGGGUGGCGGCGAGACACGUUCUCGUUCCACGGCGCGGCGCGAGCGGAACCCGCGGAGGGGCGGCCCGCGAUGUUCAGCGCGUUGGGGCCGGGGCGGCUACGGUGCCCGCGGAGGGUGGCUCCGGCGCUGUGCGGCGUCCUGAGGCAUCAGUUUGUGAUGCUCACCUCGUACCACCGCCUGUCGACGGAGGGCGACUUCCUAUCGCUGUGCCGGGACUUCCUGUCGGCGCGGGCUGAGGAGGAGGGCCUCGUGGAGAACGGGCGGCUCUUCUACCUGUCGGUGCCGCCGCACGCCUAUCCCGGCAUCGUCGCCCGCCUCCACAGGCACUGCCGCCCGCCACAGCCCGGCGCGUGGCUGCGCGUGCUGCUGGAGAAGCCGUUUGGACGGGACCUGGCGUCGUCGCGGGAGCUCGCGGCGUCGCUCGCCGGCUCGCUGCGCCACGGCGAGCUCCACCUCGUCGACCACUACCUCGCCAAGCCGGCGGUGGCUGCGAUCCUGCCGUUCCGAGCGCUCAAUGCUGCGUCUCUCACCACCGUCUGGGGCGGCCCCAACGUCCGCAGGGUGGAGGUCACGCUGAUGGAGACGCACGGGGUCAAAGGGCGGAUGAGCUUCUACGACAAGUACGGGGUGGUGCGCGACGUGCUGCAGAACCACUUGACCCAGGUGGCGGCCCUCAUCGCCAUGGAGAUGCCCCCCGCUCGCGACCCCGUCGCCGCGGCGAUGCUGCGGGCCGCCUCGUUGGCCGAGCUGCUGCCGCCGGAUCGCUCGAACGCCGUGAUUGGCCAAUACGAGGGCUACGGGGAGGAGCUUGCCCAGGAGCUGGGGCUGGCUGGGGUCGCCGAGGGCAACGGCAGCCGCACGGCGACCUAUGCAGCGGUGGCGCUGCGCUGGUCCUCACCGCGCUGGCGCUCCGUGCCCUUCGUGCUCGCCUCGGGCAAGCUGUCGUCACGGCGCCGCGUGGCCCUCGCGCGCCUGCUGCUGCGCCGGCCCCGCGGGGCCCAGGUCGCCUUCCUCAUCGGGGGCUGCGGCGGCGGCGGCGGCGCCCACGACCCGGAGUCCGAGUCCGGAGCGGGAUCCGGAGCCGGAGCGGGAUCCGGCCACGCGUCGGCGCUGCUCGUGAGCCGCACUCUCUUCCGGCCGCGCGUCGACGAGCGGCUCUGGAGGGAGGCGCGGCACCCGGAGGAGCUCGGCCUCGGAGACGACGACCUGGAGCCCCCCCUCGGGGGGCGCGAGGGGGGGGCUGUCGCCGCAGCAGGGAGGAGAAUCCGAUGGCUGGGCGCGCCGCUCGACUCGUUCCACGUGUUCGUGCCGCGGUCACGGCCCGUCAGCGGCAGCGGCGGAGACGGCGCGUCGAACCGCGACCCCGACAAUAUCGGCGGCGAUGAGGAGGUGGAGCUGGCGCUGGAGGGCAGCGCCCACGCCGUGCUGCUGGACGCCGCCCUGCGUGGCCGCGGCGCCGCCUUCGUGUCGCUGGGCGAGCUGGAGGCCGCGUGGGGGGCCUGGGACCCGCUUCUCGCGCAGCUGCAGGGGGUCGCGCCCAUUCUCUACCCUCCCGGCACGCACCCCCCUCUGCACCCCGCGGCGUACGGUGGGGACGACGGUGGGGACGAUGCCGACGGUGGCGACGGUGGCGACGGUGGUGGUGAUCACGGUGAUGAUGAAUUUCACAAGGGUGGCGGCAUUGAUGCGAUAGAUGAUGAUGAAGACAUUGGUGAUGGUGGUGGUGGCUUUACGAAGAGAGAUGAUGAUGAUGAUGAUGAUAGCGGCGAUGCUGAUGGUAACGAUCAUGAUGGUGAUGAUGAUGGUCACGAUCAUGAUGGUGACGAUGGUAAUGAUCAUGAUGGUAACGAUCAUGGUGGUGAUGAUGAUUUUCACAAAGCAGAAAGAGCUCAUGAUAAAAAUGAUGGUGAUGGUUACAAGAGUGGUGAAGAUCAACGAGAUGACGACGACGACGAUGGCUCUGAUGAUGGCUCUGAUGAUGAUGAUGGAGUGAACUUCAUUACAAGCGACCCGUUCUAUGACUCCAUAGCCAAGGUGAGGCUUUCGCAGCGAAUGUGGAACGAGUCCCAUAUUCCCGUCCACACCAAUGUCUCCACUUCGACCCCAUGAGUCCUCAUCUUCCCGCCACCUCCUCUUCCUCAUUACUUUACCAGGUAAGGCCCACUGAGCGAUGGAGCUCUUUAACUGAAACAAAUCUUGGCCAUCACUAACGAUGGCUCAAUGAUAGUGGCUCAUCCAUGUGGAAAUUUACAGCGUAAAAAUUUUUGCUCUAAAACGCGCGACGUUGAUUCUAAAUGUGGGGGGAAAAACCGGAGGACCCGGAGAAAAAUCCACGCGACCACGUGGAGAGAGACACCACAAAC